Argiope bruennichi is the source of this 1053-nucleotide messenger RNA. RefSeq names its product zinc finger protein 583-like. Gene Ontology annotation, cellular component: nucleus. NCBI's taxonomy places the organism in Eukaryota, Metazoa, Arthropoda, Arachnida, Araneae, Araneidae. The record is from RefSeq and is a predicted model, not a curated record. The transcript has a single exon. Bases 1 to 1053 code for a protein of 350 amino acids.
AUGGAGAAAGAACUAAAGAAACAUUCGCCGGUUCCUCUGAAAGAAUUAAAAUUUCAGUGUGAAUUAUGUGGAUUAAACUGCAGUAAUACAAAAGCUUCAAAUAGGCAUUUAUCUUGUCAUUCAUUUUUAAAACCACAUGCAUGCGAAACUUGUGGAAAAGUGUUCAAACGAAGAAGUCAUUUAAAAGCACACACAAACGUUCAUAUGAAAGAUAAACCUUAUGUAUGUGAAGUCUGUAGUAAAGCAUUGAACAGCAGAAAUACAUUAAGGCAACACUACCGUAUCCAUACAAAAGAGAAACCUUAUGUCUGUGCAGUCUGUAAUAAAGCAUUCGCCCGUACCUCUAAUUUAAAGGUACAUUUGCGCAUUCAUACGAAAGAACAACCUUAUAUUUGUGAAGUUUGUAGUAAAGCGUUCACCCAAAGAGGUGCUUUAGCGGAACAUUUACGUGUUCAUUCGAAGGAAAAGCCUUAUAUCUGUGAAGUCUGUGAAAAGCCUUUCUCACAAUUAUCUAACUUAAGAACACAUUUGCGCAUUCAUACGAAAGAACAGCCUUAUGUUUGUGAAGUUUGUAGUAAAGCGUUCACCCAAAGAGGUGCUUUAGCGAAACAUUUACUAGUUCAUUCGAAGGAAAAGCCUUAUGUCUGUGAAGUCUGUGAAAAGCCUUUUUCACAAUUAUCUAACUUAAGAACACAUUUGCGCAUUCAUAUGAAACAACAGCCUUAUGUUUGUGAAGUUUGUAGUAAAGCGUUCACCCAAAGAGGUGCUUUAGCGGAACAUUUACGUGUUCAUUCGAAGGAAAAGCCUUAUGUCUGUGAAGUUUGUAGUAAAGCGUUCACCCAAAGAGGCGCUUUAGCGCAACAUUUACGUGUUCAUUCGAAGGAAAAGCCUUAUGUCUGUGAAGUCUGUGAAAAGCCUUUCUCACAAUUAUCUAACUUAAGAAGACAUUUGCGCAUUCAUACGAAAGAACAGCCUUAUGUUUGUGAAGUUUGUAGUAAAGCGUUCACCCAAAGAGGCGCUUUAGCCAAACAUUUAAGUGUUCAUUCGAAUUAA